AUGGCUGACACUUAUCAUAACAAUCUUUGGUCAACAACAUUGGACCAAGUACCAGAUACAGCCCAGCACUUUAUCGAGUGUGACACAGAAUUCUGUAGGAACUUUUCUGAGUUUUACUGCAAUACCUGUCAUCAGCGAAUGUGCGUCCAAUGUGAACAUGUUCAUCGAAAAAAGAACAAAAGCCAUACCAUUAUCCCCUAUCACGAGAGAAAAAGAAAACUUCCUUCUGAAAUAUGUAGGAUCCACCCCACAAAAGAUAUAGAUGUUUACUGUGAGGAUUGCCAGGAUCCUGUCUGUUCUAUGUGCUUUGCGAAAGAUCACAGUGAUCAUGUUUAUAGUGACCUUGAAGCCAUCUACAAUGACACUCUACAUAAAUGUCAAAAGGAAAUAACUGAGAUUUGGAAAACAGUUAUUCCUGAAGCUAAAAAUAAUGUUGAAUCAAUUGGAAAAAAGAGAGAAAAUGUUAUAAAAGAAUUCGCCGAGUUUAGAGUUUCUAUGAAGAAGAGAGCAUAUGAACUGAAGAAGGCCGUUGACAGUAUACUGACUGAUGAUAAUAAAAAACUGGAUGAGAUAGAAAAUUCAGUCCUAAAUGAUAUAGAGGAACAACAAAAGGAAACAGAGAGUUACAUAAAGUACCUGGAAAAAAUAAUUUCAGACUAUGAGAGUAAAAUGUCCUCUAUAAAAUACACUGAACUCAGGAAGUUCCUUUUAGACAAUUCAUCGGCUACCCUGAAGAUGCUUAACAAAGCCACACCCAAACUGCUAAUUUUAACAUUAGGUAAACUAAAUAAACAAGAAAUAGCCAAUCAGUUUGGUGAAAUAGAACUACAAUCAUCUGAAAGGUUUGAGCUUUCUCCUAUCACAAAAGUAAGCGAAGUAACUACCCAGGUAUAUGCUUAUCAUUUGUCUCCUUCGCCCUCCUGGGCCAACAGAUUUUGGGGUAGUGGAUGGUCGGGGAAUCUCAUUCAGUAUGAUAUGGAAGGAAACAUCAGACAGAAAAUACCCAACAGUAUAUCAUAUCUCCAAGGUAACCACACAGUCACAUCGGAGGGAGAACUUCUUUACACAGAUUACCGUAAAAACACUGUAUACAGAGUAACUAGUGACAAGUCCAUCAACAAACUAAUUGAGACAGGGAGCUGGGAACCUGGAGCCAUCUACUCUUCUCCUAUCAAUGGACACAUACUGGUCGGGAUGGGGAAAAAGUCAGACCAGAAAAUAACCAGAUACGACAGAGAAGGAAGAAAGUUACAGGACAUACAAUGGGAUGAUAAAGGACAAAAUCUCUACCAAAGCGUUAACUUUAUCGUGGAGAACAAUAAUAGUGACAUUUGUGUAUCUGACGUGUGUGCCAGAAAAGUAGUGGUGGUCACCGCAUCAGGAGAGUACCGCUUCUCUUACUCUGGUCACCACUCUCAAUCCGGAUUCCGUCCCUAUGGAAUUUGCACAGAUGUUUUAGGACACAUUUUGGUGUGUAAUGGCUACAUGUAUCAAUCAUGUAAUGAGAACUGCUCCAGUGUCCACCUUCUGGACAUAGAUGGUCAUUUCUUGUCUUUCCUUCUCACACCAAAUCAUUUCUUGUCUCUCCUUCUCUCAUCAGAACAAUGUCCUCUACGUCCCUGUGCUUUAUGUAUUGACGAUCAUCACAAUCUCUGGGUCGGGGGAUGGGAAAGUCCUACUGUCUCUGUGUACAAGUAUUUACAGAAAACAGAAAAAAAAUGA
This is a messenger RNA of Saccostrea cuccullata (small rock oyster), 1722 nucleotides long. Its product is annotated as E3 ubiquitin-protein ligase TRIM33-like. Bases 1 to 1722 code for a protein of 573 amino acids. Lineage: Eukaryota; Metazoa; Mollusca; Bivalvia; Ostreida; Ostreidae. Gene Ontology annotation, molecular function: zinc ion binding. The record is from RefSeq and is a predicted model, not a curated record. The transcript has 2 exons.